CGAAGAUGAGAGCAGCCAGGUUGCACACGCAAUGCAGGAAACCAGCUCCUGCAGCUCCCCCUGAGGGCUUCAGAAUCCAGGAGGAUGAGGAGGGCUGGGUGGAAUUCCAGGGUGGAAUUCCAGGGUUCGUCCAAUGCACCUGCGCAGCCACAGGUGUUUGUGCCCUUGGCUGAAGUAGCAGCUCCCAGUUUUCCCUGAUUGCCAGCAUAUAAAGGGAGCUGGGAGGGAGCUGGGGGGUUUGGCUGAGUCACUGAGGGCUGCUCAGGCUGCAGCAAAGGUGAGGCAGGUACAAAGCAUCCUCCUGGGCUGAGGAUGUUAAAUCCUCCCCAAGCAGCCCUGAUCCUGCUCAGGCUCACGAAGCCAUUUUAAGCAGGGGUUUAUCUGUGCUGAGCCCACGCCAGUGUGUGGCUCGUCACAGCUUUGGUGCCCCAAGGCCACCUUGGACCCGGAGCAGAAGCCUCCUUCUCACCGCAAAGCAUAAAGGGGGGGUUCCACUGGUUCCUGCCAAGGUUUCCUUCCUGCUUGGAGCCAGGAUGCUGCCCAGGCCAAAAGGGAGCCGUGGGGAAGGUCUGAGCCCCAGGAGGGUGUGAACGGUCCCGAGUAUCCCUGAAUCCCACGGGAAGAGGCUCCUGGCGCCAGGCAGGGCUCGGGGCCAAGCUGGGCUCGCUCUCCCCGGCUGGGCCGGAUGACAGAUGCCUGCAGUGGAGGAGAACAUGCUUCCAGCCUGGAUGCAUCUGACCCAGAGCUGCACUAUGAGGAGGAAGAGGAGGAAGAGGAGAAGUCAGAGCCCUCGGACACCAGCAGCAUCUUCUCCGAUGACUCCGUCUAUCCCUGCUAUGAGCUCCCGCUGGAGGCCGGCAGUGCCAGGGACCUCAGCCUCUACCAGUGCUGUGCCAGGAAUGAUGCCAGGCUGGUGCGGGAGAGGCUGGAGCAGGGGGUGACCCGGAGCGAGGCCACGGAGGUGGACAUCAACGGGAGGAACGGGCUGAUGGUCUCCUGCUACAAGGGCUUUGUGGACAUUGUGCCCUUGCUGCAGCAGUGCCCCUACAUAGACAUCAACCAGCAGGACAAGGAUGGGAACACGGCGCUCAUGAUGGCUGCGCAGGCAGGACACAUCACCAUCGUCAACUACCUCCUCAACUACUACCCAGGGCUUGAGGUGGACAAGAGGGACCCACGGGGCCUGACGGCGCUGAUGAAGGCAGCGGUGCAGGGGCAGCAGGACUGCGUGACCGCGCUGCUCCUGGCUGGAGCUGACCUGCAAGCGGUGGACCCCAUCAAAGGGAAGACAGCCAGGGAAUGGGCAGCCUUCACCGGCCGCUUCGAGACCACCGUGCGCAUCCGGAGCCUCCUGCGGCGCCCACGGGCAGAGCAGUUCAGCACCAUGUACCAGCCCCAGUGGCCAGCGCUGGCCGAGCUGGUGGCCAAGGCCCUGAGCCCCAAAUCCAGGAGCAAGCGGCUGUUUGAGAAGAUCGGAUCCAUGUUCUCCAUCAGCUUCCCACGCAACCCCGAGGAGGACGGCGUCCUGGACCACAUGGUGAGGAUGACGACCUCCCUGGCCAGCCCCUUCGUGGCCACUGCUUGCCAAACCGUCUGCCCCAACAGCCCGCCUGAGGUGGGCAAGAGCAGGUUGUCCGUGCCGGAAAUCCUUGGGAAGCACGUGCUGGAUGCGGAUACGGAGCCAGAGCCCACCUCGGGCUGCAGCACCGGCGCAUCCUCCUGCAACGGCCAAGCCCCACUGGAGAUUCGGCUCUCCCCUCCGCGCCGCCCAGCCAGGACCCUCCUGAGCUUCCUGCCGCUGUGGCUGCGGCGCGGGAAUAGCAUCUUCCCAGGGGAGCCGAUCCCGAGGAUCCGAGUGAGCAAAGACCCCUGUCCCCCCGCCCGCACCAGGCAGCGGAGCCCGCGCGGGAGGGACAAGAACCUGCUGCAGCCUCCCAAGUGGAGGUACAAGGAGCUGAAGGAGAGAAAAGCAGCCGAGGAGGCAAAGAAGAAGGAGAAGAAGGAGAAAGGGGGGAAGAGAUGCUAAAGCAGGAGGUUUCCUUCUUUCCUCCUCUUCUUCUUGUCCUUUUUCCUUCUUUCUUCCUGUUUCCCCUUUGAUCUUCCUGAGCCCUGGAUGCUGCCGCGUGUGUGGAGCAUGGUCCUGAAAUGGAAGCGGUUGCCAUGUUAACAGGAUUGAUUUGCUGAAUAAAGCUCAGGGAUGCUUGUCAGGCUGGCAGGAAGCUCCCCCA
Molecule: messenger RNA, 2228 nt
Organism: Pezoporus occidentalis (night parrot)
Lineage: Eukaryota; Metazoa; Chordata; Aves; Psittaciformes; Psittacidae
Gene: ANKRD33
Product: ankyrin repeat domain 33
Exons: 5
Coding region: 686-2026 (446 amino acids)
Molecular function (GO): protein binding
Source: RefSeq, a predicted model, not a curated record